This is a messenger RNA of Solea solea (common sole), 1003 nucleotides long. RefSeq lists its product as uncharacterized. Bases 159 to 821 code for a protein of 220 amino acids. The transcript has 6 exons. NCBI's taxonomy places the organism in Eukaryota, Metazoa, Chordata, Actinopteri, Pleuronectiformes, Soleidae. The record is from RefSeq and is a predicted model, not a curated record.
UGUCUUCCUUCUGCUGUUUGGUUUGCUUGCAUGAGAUCACACUGUAGUUAACGCGAGCUGUGUGAGUUACACACAGGUGGGAAGAAGGCUGACAGCAGAUUUGUAGCAAGCACCGGAUGAGGAGAUUCACCUGAAGACAAACUAAUAGAGGAUCAGCCAUGGAGAGCAUGAAUUGUGUGGCUGCUGUCGUCUUUCUGAGUCUUCUCUCUUUGGGACGACCUGCUCCUGUAAACAACUGUGGCAGUCUGGCAAAACCAAUAACACUCAGCAAUGAAGACAUGCUGGGCAGGUGGCUGUACAUCGGGGGGAGCUCUGACCUACCAGGAAGCCGCUCCUUGGGUCACCUGAUGACCAGUGUUUGGCUGGACAUCACUGCCACCGCCCAGAGCAACGUCCUUCAUCUCAUCCAGACUCAGAGAAUAUCCGGGAAGUGUACGAGCUUAACAUACAACGUUACCUUUGAAAACAACACAAUGUUGAUUGAUAAACCUUUCUACCUGAAAGAAGUCUACCUGCCUACCAACUGCUCUGACUGUCUCGUUGUCUAUGAAGAAAUCGUCUCGGGCAAACAAACGUUUACCAGUCUUCUGCUGUUCAGCAGAAGGAAAAGUAUUGAACCUGUUUUUGUGGAGAUGUUUGAGACACAAGCAGAAUGUCUUCAAAUGCCAUCGCCGAUAAUGACAAACCCAGACUACGAAAUUUGCCCGGACAACAUCCCGCCCUCAGAGGGCCUCAGUGCCCUCAACUCCUUACUUGAGGCAAAGAUGGGACAUCGAGUUGCAAGAUUUCUGGAUACUAUUUUUGACAUGUUUGUGAACUGAUUCGUAUGUAGUUUGGAUUUGUGCCAAUGAGAAAGCCUACAUGUUGUACCAUAUUGUUAUACACUAACAGAAUAUUACAGUAAUAUAAGCAGUGAGAACAUUGGCAAAUAAAAAGGAAGUCAUUGACUUAUUUUUAAAUUGUUACAACUUUGUUACAAAUACAUAAAGAGACUUAAACAGUU